Botrytis cinerea B05.10 is the source of this 1465-nucleotide messenger RNA. RefSeq lists its product as hypothetical. The transcript has 2 exons. NCBI's taxonomy places the organism in Eukaryota, Fungi, Ascomycota, Leotiomycetes, Helotiales, Sclerotiniaceae. The coding region runs from base 264 to 1139 and encodes 291 amino acids. The record is from RefSeq and is a predicted model, not a curated record.
GUUCGUUCCCGUACAUUCUCUUCAUUUUCCUGUAUUAACUGACAUAUUCACAUCCAUCCACAAACUCAUUCCUUCUUUCCCAUUGUACAAUUCAAAUCAUUCUUUGCCAUUGUGCGCAAUCAAUCCAUCUUUCACGAAUCGGAUAACAAAAUCUUCAAUUCAUUCACUCAUACGCGCCGACCAAUCCACGCACGCACGCAAGAACAAGAGCAAGAACAAGAACACGAACACGAACACAAACACAAACACCAAAAUAUCAAACAAUGGAAGCAUUACUUUCUCUCUCUUUCGAUAAUCUCUCUUCAUACGAUGCGUCCAAAAUUCGCAAAGGUCUCCGACAGGUCGAAGGACUAUUAGCCCAAAUUUGUCUCUCCAAUUCUCCAAGGUCCAAUGUCGAUAAACGCCGUUCAGUCAUUGAUCCGGGAAAAGAACCACCUCCACGAAAAGCGCUGAGUGAACUACCUAACGAUGCCGCCUUUCGAGAGUUCUUUAGAUUACAGGAAGGUUUCGAAUGGAAUGUUGCUAUGCGAUUGGUUACCUGCUUGGAUAGAUUGAUGGGAAAGUCGAACGAUGGACAAAGUGAUUUGUUAAUAAUUCAAACUUUGGAAUUGAUCCAAGGGGUUCUCUUGCUACAUCCUCCUUCUAGGAGUUUGUUCUCCAGAGAAUUAUACAUGAAUCAUCUUCUUGAUCUCCUCGAACCAGUCAAUUGUCCCGCGAUUCAAUCUGCAACCCUUCUCACGCUCGUCUGUUCACUCAUUGACACCCCCAAAAAUACUCGCACAUUCGAAACUCUCGACGGUCUCUUAACCAUCACCUCUAUUUUCAAGUCCCGAGAAACCAGUCGAGAAGUCAAGCUCAAACUCGUUGAAUUUCUAUACUUCUACCUCAUGCCCGAAACCCCAUCACUACAAUCAGCAGGCUCAUCAAACUCCAUGGCAUUGAUGCAACGCAGUCCGAGCAAACUCCCCGUUGCAAUCAACCGAGAAGAUGCAGGAAGGAGAAGAGCACAGAGCGGGAGCGAACAUACCAAAACAUUAGAGGAGAAACAAGAACUGCUUGGGAGAUAUCUUCAUAAUGUCGCUGAUUUGGUAGCAGAUCUCCGAGAAAGUCACCCAUUUGGCGGAAGUAUCGGAAGUUAAUUUACGCGGUGCAAAGGAGGUUUCUAAACGAGAUAUUGGGAAGGGGGAUGGGGGAAUGAUUUUACACACUCACGCAUGAAGGUUUCUUUUGUACAUUUGGACACGCAUGUCACGCAUUAAUGGGAGUUAUUGUUUGGUAAGAUUGGGGCGUUGGAGGGAUUUUAUCUUAUUUUGGGUUACGAGUUUCUCUCGGGAAAUUUCUUGGAUCUAUUAGUUUAGAGCAGUAGUAGUAACAUAUUAGUAGUGUAAAGAAGAGAGUAUAGAUGAGCUACAAGGAGUUUCUUCUCCUUUGAAUCUUCAUGUUAAAUGUUUAAUCACAUACAUCA